Polistes dominula (European paper wasp) is the source of this 1871-nucleotide messenger RNA. It is a transcript of the gene Pex5, whose product is annotated as peroxisomal biogenesis factor 5. Gene Ontology annotation, cellular component: peroxisomal membrane; cytosol. Lineage: Eukaryota; Metazoa; Arthropoda; Insecta; Hymenoptera; Vespidae. The record is from RefSeq and is a predicted model, not a curated record. Gene Ontology annotation, biological process: protein import into peroxisome matrix, docking. Gene Ontology annotation, molecular function: protein binding.
AUGAAUUUAAAAGAUACUUUGUCAAGAAACACAAUGGCAUUUCACGAAUUAGUAGAAGCAGAAUGUGGUGUUCCCAGUUCGUUGAUACGCCUUACUUCGCAUUAUGUGAAAGAUCAUGGUUUCAAGGAAGAAGGAUUACAUCGUCCUUUUAUACCACCAGAAUCAUUUCAACCAACAGAUUCUGAACAAUUGGUGAAACAGUUUAUUGAAGAAACUUCAUGUCCACAAACGUUUCGAAUGGAUAAUUUAUUACAAGAAAUGCGUGAGAUAGAUCAAAAUAUACAACCACCUGUAGCAGCACCAGGAGUAGUCAAGGAAUUAACGGGUUCGGAUACAUCUUGGGCGAAUCAAUAUCUAGAAUCUGGGAGACACUUUGUUGAACAUCAUGCUGAUGAUAUUUGGAAUGCUUCAGCGAUGAAAAACAAUCAACCUUCGAUUAUUCAAGCUCAAGAAACCCACGAAUUUGGAUUGGAUCCAAAAUGGGCGGAAGAAUAUUUGGAGCAUAGUAUAGAUAACGUAGAAAAUAAAAUUACCAAUCGUGAAGUAGCGGAAACAAUAGAUAAUAAUGAUAAAUCUAAAUUGACUUAUUCGAAAUUUAUGAAAUUUAUGAGACAGGAGGGUGAAGUUUUGAAGGAUGUUGAAUUAUCAUUACCAGAUUCCGAUAAUAUGGAUAAUUGGACGGAAGAAUAUAUCAAUCAAAAAAGUGAUCAAAAUACAUCAGAGAAUACUAACGAUGAAAAUAAAGUUUUGAAUAAAUUAGAAGAAGAUUUAUCCGUGGCUGGUACUUGGAUAGAUGAAUUUGAAAAAGAAAAUAUGUUUUCUGCUGAUGCCGACAAUUACGAGUCUACGUUUUGGACGCGUCUUCAAAACGAAUGGGAUAAGAUAUCAUCGUCGGAUGAUAUUUCAACGGUAAAUCCAUGGAUAUCAGAUGACGAAGCAUAUUAUGAACCAUUUAAGGAUUACGUUUUUCACGAUGAAAAUCCUAUGAAAAAUUUGCCAGAUGCAUUGGAGGAAGGUAUAAAAAGAUUGAACGCUGGUGAUUUGCCUAGCGCGGUACUUUGUUUUGAAGCAGCUGUACAACAAGAUGAAAAUAAUUCAGAAGCUUGGUUACUUCUUGGCAAGACACAAGCAGAAAAUGAGCAAGAUCCUUUAGCUAUUUCUGCAUUAAAACGUUGUCUGAAACUUGAUCCAUUAAAUUGUACAGCUUUAAUGGCUCUUGCAGUUUCUUAUACAAACGAAUCUUAUCAAAAACAAGCAUGUUUUACGUUAAAAGAAUGGUUAUUGAAAAAUGAAAAAUACAAACAUCUUGUUAUCACGAAAAGUCCCACAGAAGAAAACAAAUUAAAAUUCAACAACGUAUCAACAAUUUUAUUCGAUGAUGUACACAAUGAAGUAAAAAAAUUAUAUAUAGAAGCAGCUAGAAUGAUUCCUCAUGAUCAAAUAGAUGCCGAUGUUCAGUGCGGUCUUGGCGUGUUAUUUAAUUUAUCUAGUGAAUUCGAUAAAGCUGCUGAUUGCUUUCAAGCUGCUUUACAAGUUCGGCCUGAUGAUUCUAGAUUAUGGAAUCGAUUAGGAGCAACAUUAGCUAACGGUCAACGUUCAGAAGCAGCAAUAAAUGCGUACCAUCGUGCCUUAGAAUUAUCUCCAGGUUUUAUCAGAGCACGUUAUAAUCUUGGAAUUUCUUGUAUUAAUUUAGGAGCAUACAAGGAAGCCGGAGAACAUUUACUUACAGCUUUGAAUCAACAAGCUGCUGGUAGAGGAGUUCAUGGAGAACACAUAACACCUAAAGCAAUGUCUAACACAAUAUGGUCGACUCUUAGGCUAGUUUUGUCAUUGAUGCACAAACAUCCUUUGUAUGAAGCCAUAGAUAAUAG